Molecule: messenger RNA, 846 nt
Organism: Drosophila willistoni
Lineage: Eukaryota; Metazoa; Arthropoda; Insecta; Diptera; Drosophilidae
Product: odorant receptor 85f-like
Exons: 5
Coding region: 1-846 (281 amino acids)
Biological process (GO): detection of chemical stimulus involved in sensory perception of smell; sensory perception of smell
Cellular component (GO): plasma membrane
Molecular function (GO): odorant binding; olfactory receptor activity
Source: RefSeq, a predicted model, not a curated record
AUGAAGUAUAUCUCGGUAAUAGCCUAUUGGAUUAAUUCAGAUGUAAGAUUCUUUACAUCGCUACAGCACAAGGUCAUUAGCAGACUUAGGGAUAAUUUGGAGGCAUUGUAUCCAAAGACGAAGGAGCAACGAAAGGACUAUAAUGUCAAUGAAUUCUAUUGGCCGCGUUUACUGAUAUUUCUCGUUCGGACAUACAUUAUCACCGCUGUGGCUAUAGUCUUUGAGCCGUUGUGUACGUCGGUGUUCAAUGUUCACAUGGUCAGUUCGAAUAUGGCAACGGAUCUCUGGUUGGUUUGUUUUCAAAUGCAAAUCUGCAUGCAUUUCAAUUAUAUUGCAAAAUCUCUUCAAAAUUAUAAACCACAUCGUAAUCAUGAUAAGGAAGACAGAGAAUUUCUAGCCAGAUUGGUGGAUAAACACAAUGUGCUUAUUGACCUCCAGCGAGAGAUUAACAGGAUUUUUGGUGGAUCAAUGCUUUUAAGUUUGCUAAAUUCUGCGGUUGUUCUUUGCUUUGUGUCCUUGUAUGUUGAGGUUCAGGGCUUGAAUAUGGACGGAGUAUCCAUGUUGAUGUUCACCUGCACGAGCACAUUGCAAUUGUAUUUGGUUUGCUAUUAUGGUCAAUUGGUUAGCACUCUGAGUGAGGACCUCAUGCAUGCUGCUUACUGUCAUAGUUGGCAAGAUGCAUCAAUAUCCUAUAAGAAAUUUAUCAUUAUUAUCAUUCGACGUACCCAGGAAGCUCUAGAGUUAAGUGCUAUGGGUUAUCUGCCCGUAUCCCAUGAGACAUUCAGGCGGCUAAUGACUAUUGCCCUUCGUGUAUUUGUCUGCAUUCGUGAAAUGAUUCAGACAUAA